AUUAACAAAACAUAUAUUCUUUCUAUUUACAAAACCAAAGUUAUAGGUUACAGCCUAAAAUAACUAGUUAUGGAGUGAAACCAAACAAGCUUUGCAUAAGAUACUCUUUUUCUGCUUAGCUAUGUAUCGACAUGCACUAUAAAUCCAAAUGGAUAUACUAGAGAGAUGCGACAGCCAUCAAUUUCUUGUUGGAAUACAUAGGUUUAAACGACAUUUAUUUGAGUAUAUAAGGAAUUUAAGCUCAUCACACAAAAAUCAAUCUGCAGCAAUGGCCUCAAACAGCAUCUCCGUUCUCAACGCCCUCGACAACGCCCGCACUCAAUGGUACCACGUGACGGCGAUCGUCAUCGCCGGAAUGGGAUUCUUCACCGACGCAUACGACCUCUUCUGCAUCUCCACCGUCUCCAAGCUCCUCGGCCGCCUCUACUACUACGACCCCGCCUUGGGCAAGCCGGGGAAGCUCCCCCACGGCGUCAACAACGUGGUCAUCGGCGUGGCCCUCGUCGGAACCCUAUCCGGCCAGCUCUUCUUCGGGUACUUGGGAGACAAGUUUGGAAGGAAGAAAGUGUACGGCAUCACCCUCAUCCUCAUGGCGUCCUGCGCCAUCUGCUCCGGCUUGUCGUUCGGGUACAGCCCGAAAGCCGUCUUGGGGACGCUCUGCUUUUUCCGCUUCUGGCUUGGCUUUGGCAUCGGCGGUGACUACCCGCUCUCCGCCACUAUUAUGUCGGAGUACGCUAAUAAGAAGACGCGCGGCGCCUUCAUCGCGGCUGUCUUCGCGAUGCAGGGCGUCGGCAUCAUUUUCGCCGGCUUGGUCUCCAUGAUCAUAUCUAGGGUUUUCCUCGGGAUGUACGGCGGCCCGGCAUUCAACGACGAGAACGUCUUCUCCACAGAGCCGGAGGCCGACUACGUCUGGAGGAUCGUGCUCAUGAUUGGUGCAUUGCCGGCGCUGCUGACGUUCUACUGGAGGAUGAAGAUGCCGGAGACGGGGCGGUACACGGCGCUGAUCGAGGGGAACGCGAAGCAGGCGGCGGCGGACAUGGGGCGCGUGCUCGACAUCGAGAUCAACGCCGAGCAGGAGAAGGUUGCUCAGUUUAACUCCGCCAACGAAUACCAGAUCUUCUCGAGCGAGUUUUUCGCCCGCCACGGGAAGCACUUGAUCGGAACUGCGACGACGUGGUUUUUGCUCGACAUCGCCUUCUACAGCCAAAACCUGACGCAGAAGGAUAUCUUCCCGGUGAUGGGGCUGACACGUGAUGCCGUAAAGCUGAGCGCGCUGCGGGAGAUGUUCGAGACGUCGCGGGCGAUGUUCGUGAUCGCGCUAUUCGGGACCUUCCCCGGUUACUGGUUCACCGUGGCAUUCAUCGAGAAGAUCGGCCGGUUCUACAUUCAGCUAGUUGGGUUCUUCAUGAUGUCUAUGUUCAUGUUCAUCAUCGGCGUCAAGUACGAUUACCUCAAGGAUAAGGACCACAGGUGGACCUUCGCCGCCCUCUACGGCCUCACCUUCUUCUUUGCCAACUUCGGACCCAACAGCACGACAUUCGUGCUGCCGGCAGAGCUCUUCCCUACACGGGUGCGGUCCACCUGCCACGCGCUCAGCGCCGCAUCGGGGAAGGCCGGGGCCAUGAUCGGCGCCUUCGGGAUCCAAAACUACACACAAGACGGGAAUGUGAAGCAGAUCAAAAAGGCGAUGAUCAUCUUAGCAAUUACGAAUUUGAUGGGAUUUGGGUUCACCUUUCUGCUGACAGAGACCAAGGGACGGUCCCUGGAGGAGAUCUCCGGCGAAGAUGCUGGCUACGGUGACGCGCAGGCUGCUGGAGAGGAGCGGCGCGAUAAUUGGGACGACACGUCGAGGAACGGUUGAUUUGGGGAUGGAUUUGCCGGCAAGUCAGACACUUGAGCUUAAACAAAAUUAUUAGUCUAUUGCUUUCAAAUAAAUUAUGUUACGAGAUGAUGCAAAACUAUCAUAUCUCGGCUCACCAUAAAUCGAUAGACUCGUAAUUUUGCUACAUUUAACUGAAUAAUACGUACUACUAUGUGUUUAUUGGAUUAUGGCAAUACUGUUGUGCAAGGCAAUAAACACAUUCGACUAAAUUUGGGGUUGUGUGGCUAAAUUAACCGAGCAAAAUUUGUCAUUUCAGACCAUUAUUCAUACACCGGGUUUUUUCUUCUUUUGUUCUAGAACACACUUAACAUUCCUCAAGUGUAUAAUAUGUCAUUUCAGACCAUUAUUCAUACACCGGGUUUCAGACCAGUCAUGAAGCACCUGUUGUUCAUAUAUCAUAGAAGUUUGCCCUUUACAAUAAUCUUUGGGCACGGGAUGAUUAAUUUCUCACCUGGAUUGGUAAAUCGAGUUCCCCCUUCCAUGAUGGUGUCAGCUAUGACCAUGAGCAGUAAAUAUGUUUCCUCCUUGGGGUGUCCGACCAGCAGGGCGCCAAACGUUAUUUCUCUCGAGUUGCUUUCAAGCUCAAACCGUGAAAGAGUGUGUUUCUUCUUCUCUUUUCUUUAUCGUUUGUAUCUACAGAUCAAGUUAAGAUCGAUGGAUGAUUUGUUACAUUUUGGUCUAUAUAUAUUCACAUUAUGAAAAUUA
This is a messenger RNA of Salvia splendens (bonfire salvia), 2587 nucleotides long. RefSeq names its product low affinity inorganic phosphate transporter 4. The transcript has a single exon. The record is from RefSeq and is a predicted model, not a curated record. Gene Ontology annotation, molecular function: phosphate transmembrane transporter activity. Lineage: Eukaryota; Viridiplantae; Streptophyta; Magnoliopsida; Lamiales; Lamiaceae. Bases 149 to 1861 code for a protein of 570 amino acids. Gene Ontology annotation, cellular component: membrane. Gene Ontology annotation, biological process: transmembrane transport; phosphate ion transport.